Molecule: messenger RNA, 1312 nt
Organism: Scophthalmus maximus (turbot)
Lineage: Eukaryota; Metazoa; Chordata; Actinopteri; Pleuronectiformes; Scophthalmidae
Gene: nudt9
Product: nudix (nucleoside diphosphate linked moiety X)-type motif 9
Exons: 8
Coding region: 83-1135 (350 amino acids)
Molecular function (GO): ADP-ribose diphosphatase activity
Source: RefSeq, a predicted model, not a curated record
CACGCAGGGCGUUGGACUUCCUGGUUACGGUGCGCUGCAUGUUGUGGUUGGUUUGGUGCUGUCGAUCGGUUUGUUGGAAGGAAUGGUUCAUCUCCUUCUGCGGCGAAACUGGAUCUGCCGGAUGCGUGUAGCGCUCACUCUCUUCGGACUCCCGCUCACCGUUUGCUCCCCCGGAGUUAGAUCUGCCAUCUCCUGCUCACCUCCUCAUCCCUUCAGAACCAGCCACUCCAUCAGACAGAUAUAUUCUAGUGGGUGUAGCCUCUAUACGACCUGUGCCGCGACAAUGUUGUCUUCAGCCGGGCCUCAUGUGAAGUCUAGAUGCCCUCAGUAUCCAGGAUCCAACAUCAAGCGGUUUCCGGUGCCUGAUGCCAAGGUGGACUGGACUCAGAACUGGCCACAGUAUAAUCCAGUCAGCUACACUGACCCUUCAGUAGCAAAGAAACCAGCAUGGGCGGAUCCCGAUAUUGGCUCUUUCUGUCCAAAUUUCAACACUGUGGAUGCUGCUGUGGACAGGACAAGCUUUGAGGGCAGCUACAAGUUGGAAAAGGGAAAGCCACUGAAUCCUCGUGGACGCACAGGGUUGACCGGUAGAGGUCUGCUGGGACGAUGGGGACCCAAUCACGCAGCAGAUCCCGUUGUCAGCAGGUGGAAAUUAGAUGCCAAAGGUGGGAAGAUACAUCACCCAGUCUCCAAACGGCCUAUCCUGCAGUUUGUGUCCAUCAAGAGGAAGGACUGUGGGGAGUGGGCCAUUCCUGGGGGGAUGGUAGAUCCAGGGGAGCAGGUUUCUCUCACGCUGCAGCGGGAGUUCUCGGAAGAAGCGCUGAACUCCCUUUUAUCGUCACCAUCGGAGAGAGCAAAAAUCCAUGAGCGCAUCACCAAACUCUUCAAUUCACCAGGAUUUCAGGUCUAUAAAGGAUAUGUGGAUGAUCCCAGAAACACUGACAAUUCUUGGAUGGAGACAGUUGCAGUCAACUUCCAUGAUGACUCAGGCAACAGUGUGAGUGAGCUGCCACUGCAAGCUGGCGAUGACGCAGGACAAGUCCAAUGGGUUGAUGUUGACUCGUCUCUUGCCCUAUAUGCAAGUCAUUCCCAUUUCCUGGAGCUGGUUGCCAAAGAGAGGAAAGCCCACUGGUAACCAGACCAAGACUCUGCUGUGACAAAACAAUGAAGGAAACAUGAAGAGCAUUACUGUGUGCUGAGAACGCUUGUGUAAUCGGAAUGCAUGGCACCUUACUUUAUGUACCUCACUAAUUUAAACAUUAUAAUCACAUUUUUAAUUGUGAAACCCUAAUAAACAACUCAAUCAUUUGAA